AAAAAGCGUGCAUGUCUGCAUGGAAGAUAAGUUCUGUGUGUGAGGGGUUUGUUUGGUGCAAUGAUAGGCAUGGCUGUGUAAUAAACAAGACAAACCAGAGAAGAGAAACGAGCUGUCUGGUUUUCAGAGUAAAGCCAACGGGCAGGGACAGCAGAUGUUUGUGAAAAUGACAGUGAGACGGUCCAGCUAUAUGGGAAGAAUUAUUUAAAAAGGUGAGCUAAAGAGGAAAAUGGUACAUUCUGACACGACCACGCAACAUUUGGCUGUUUUAGCUCCAAGAAUCUGGAUACUCUGAGGGGAUUUUUGACUGUGUUAGGUGCACUUUCAUGGUAUUUCAGUCUUUCAUCUCUCUUCAAAACCAUUUUCACUGAGCUCUUAAUAAGAUUACCUAAAAGUUGUGAAGCCACUCAGUCCGGUUUUUCCAGCUGCUGUCGUCCUCAUGACUUGACGAUCUCCUCGGGACAAACUCUUCCAGACUGACAGGGGAACGGGUUCUGAUACUGCAUCUUUACAUAUCUGCCCGGAAAAAGAAGAAAACCGACUCUUCAGGAAAAUCAGUGCAGACCAAAAGCUUUAUAAAUUUCACAAGAUAAUGUAUGAUGCACUCAGUACAACUUAAGAUCAGUCGUCCUGUCUCCUUUGAAGAAAAGCAGCCCCAAAGCAUGAUGUUUCCACCCUCAUGCUUCAUGGAUUCCCUCCACUGAAACGCAGCAUCCUCGGUAUUGUUGCGCCUCCGGUCUCCUCCUCCUUCCCCCUCCCAUCCCUCAUCAUCCAUCCGCUCCUUCUCCUGCUCACCCCGACCUGCGCAUCUCCUCCUCGGACACAAUGACGAACGAUUCCCCGGAGGAGGAGGGCCGAGCUCCGGGCAGCGGCGCAGGAGUCGGGAGGGGAGCGGCGCGGAGAGACAAUGUCACCAUCCUGACCUCCAGCAUGGAUUUCCCCAGAGCCAGCAGGAGCCGGGCCGGCAGCGCCAACGACGCCGCCCCGAGCUUCACGUCCUCCGUGGAUCUGAGCACCUCGUCCCUGGAGACGAGCAUCCAGACGCGGAUCUUCAAGAUCAUCGUCAUCGGGGACUCGAACGUGGGGAAGACGUGCCUCACCUUCCGCUUCACCGGCGGGAGCUUCCCCGACAAAACGGAAGCCACCAUCGGGGUGGAUUUCAGGGAGAAGGCGGUGGAGAUUGAAGGAGAAACCAUUAAGGUACAAGUGUGGGACACGGCAGGCCAGGAACGUUUCCGGAAGUCCAUGGUGGAGCACUACUACAGAAACGUGCAUGCAGUGGUCUUUGUGUAUGAUGUCACCAACAUGGCUUCCUAUCGUAACCUGCAGACAUGGAUUGAGGAAUGUAACGGCCAUCGAGUGUCUGCGUCGGUUCCUCGGGUCUUGGUGGGAAACAAAUGCGACCUUGUGGAUCAAAUACAGGUGUGCAUGCACAGAUUUUGUCCUGGUUUUAGACUUUAUCCAUCAGUCCUUGUUCAUGUCCGUCUCCGGAUGUCUCCCCAGGUCCCCUCCAACACAGCGCUUAAGUUUGCUGAUGCCCACAACAUGCUGCUGUUUGAGACAUCGGCAAAGGACCCCAAGGAGAGCCAGAAUGUUGAUUCCAUCUUCAUGUCUUUGGCAUGUCGUCUGAAAGCUCAAAAAUCCCUCCUAUACAGAGACGUGGAGCGGGAGGAAGGAAGAGUACGUCUUUCUCAAGAGACUGAAACAAAGAGUAGCUGCCCCUGUUGAGGAGACUUGGCAGAACCAGGAACCAUUUACAAGAAAUGGGUUAAUAAGAGAGUCGUAGAGAUGGUAUGACGAUCUGUUUUUAAGGCUAAUGUAAAAGACAAGAAAAAGAUGGUUGAGCUUUUUCAGGAAGAGGAAACAUUGCUUCAAAAAGGUUCUUGAGCCUACAAAUGAAGGAAAAGGAGUUCAGAUGUGAGAUAAAUCAGUAAUGAUCUUUGUCUGCACAGGCAGGUUUUAAGCAAACAUGCAAGAAGUUUUCUGAAAACCAGGCCAGCUUUGAUGUUUGUUGCAGAUAUGAAUUAGUUCUGGCUCUUCCUUAUUGUUCUCAACAAAUACAAUGGUUAAUUGAAAUGAAAGCAGGAUUUCCCAACCUUUAUCUACUGCCUUAUAAUCCAAAAAGCUGCCUCCUUCAUAGUUCUCAUGAAUCACUGAGGAAUGAGGUGUGACUUUUUUUUUAGCAUUUAAUUUGCUGGUUGUGCAGACUCGUUGAGUGGGUUAUUAAAAAAAAAGGAUAAGCCAUUAAAUGUACCUGGCAUCUGCUUAACUUAUUGCCUUAGAGAGACCGAUGGCUAAACUCACUAUGAGCUCUUGUCUAAAGUACAAAGGUAGGAUGAGCAUCUCAGAAAAACUUAAAAUGGAUCAAAUGGUGAGCCAAAAACUGCAGGUGAGCCUAAUGGACCUAUGUAAAAAGAUCUGGAAAAGCUCACCAUUUAUUGGCUGUCUAGCUGCAUGUCACCUAUUGAUUCAGAAGAUGUGAGAUCGUCUUACCCUGAGAAAUGCACUCCUCCACAAAGAAGGGACAGCAAAGGCUCUUCUAUAUCAUUUCCUGUAGCAGACACAUCAUUGUGUGCAAGAGCAGAAUAAUCAUUUUAACUUUUGGGACAAAAUACAAAUAUGUCCAAACAACAGUGCACUGAUCGUCAAUUCUGAUGUUUUCUAGAUCAUGUCAUACAACACAUCGUCUGAUAAAUAAAACAGCAGAUAAACAAACAACAUACCAAUAAUGGCUAUUUAACAAGGACUUAAACUGUAGGAAUUGAUUUUUCAACCAGCUUUUGCAGUAAUAACACCAAUACAACUUUGUCUUGACCUCUGAAGGCACUUUCACAUUGCUGCAUUUGGUCUGCACCAAAGUUUGUACCUUGGACGGUUCAAUUUCUUCUGUGUGAGAGCUCAUACGAACUCAAGUCGGGGCUAACUGAGGUUUUACCAAGUGUACCUGCAAGUGAACUCUGGCACAGAUCACAACAAUUUGAAUGCACACAGACUACAAAUCACAUACAAAUAAUCAAGAAUGAAUUUGACAAAGCAAGAAUUAUGAAAACGUUCUUAUUUGUAAACAUGGUCUAGUAUGGAAAGGGCUUGUUAUUUUGCAGAGAGAAUGAUUGAGCAGCAGUGAAGCCCUUUUUUCACCAUCACGCUUCAGUCUUUACUUGUUUGUGCCAGAAUGCUUAUUCUAAGCUGUCUUCUAAAAAAGCUAAUUGACUGAUUUUCAAGAUGAGUUUCCUUAAAGUUGGAUUUGUAACAAAAGACUUUAAAGUCACAAGUGUUGGAUGUUUUGCCUCAAGCUGUUUGAGCUGUAUUUCUUGCCGUCUGUUUUUGGAGCUUCAGUAUCACUGUUCAAAUACAUGUUUUCUAGAUUGUGGUUUGAACAAAAGUUUAUUUCUAAGUUUCGCUGACUUUGUUCAAAACUUAGGAAAACAUGUGGCUUUUUUUCUCUGUUCUUUUUUAGACUUUGAAGUUUGGUUUGUUUGUUCAUCAAAAUGUUUUUAAAUAUUAUUCCAGCUUUUGCUGAAUUUCUGUAACACUUCAAGGGUUGUUUAUAUGAAGUUGACCAGUUUGUUAAAGACCUGAUGACUUAAAAUUUGCCCUAAUGCAUAAAAGUAAAAAUUGUACUUUUUUGUGUGGCUUCACAAUUUACUCUCCUCAUCAA
This is a messenger RNA of Oryzias melastigma (Indian medaka), 3658 nucleotides long. RefSeq names its product RAB33A, member RAS oncogene family (gene rab33a). Gene Ontology annotation, biological process: Rab protein signal transduction. Gene Ontology annotation, molecular function: GTP binding; GTPase activity. Lineage: Eukaryota; Metazoa; Chordata; Actinopteri; Beloniformes; Adrianichthyidae. The record is from RefSeq and is a predicted model, not a curated record. Gene Ontology annotation, cellular component: Golgi apparatus; endosome. Bases 826 to 1728 code for a protein of 300 amino acids. The transcript is spliced from 5 exons.